Molecule: messenger RNA, 3164 nt
Organism: Zeugodacus cucurbitae (melon fly)
Lineage: Eukaryota; Metazoa; Arthropoda; Insecta; Diptera; Tephritidae
Product: tribbles
Exons: 2
Coding region: 580-2052 (490 amino acids)
Biological process (GO): regulation of MAP kinase activity; protein phosphorylation; positive regulation of proteasomal ubiquitin-dependent protein catabolic process
Cellular component (GO): nucleus
Molecular function (GO): ATP binding; protein kinase activity; mitogen-activated protein kinase kinase binding
Source: RefSeq, a predicted model, not a curated record
GCCGAAAUGUUUCAGUUGUAUUUCAGCGAGUGAGCGUGUUAGUUGUAAAUAAUAUUUACUCGUACGAAAGCGGUGCUGACAAACGAGCAACGACGACAACACACGGUUAUUUUUUUUAUAUUAAAAGAAAAAUCUCUCAAUCUCUAUGUCGGGAUUAUAUUAAUUCUAAACAAAAAAACGAAAAUAAAAAGUAAAAUUAUAUGUUUCUGCCUGCAUAUAAACGUGUGAUAUAUUACAACAAUUGCUGUAACCGUUAAAUUAACUGAAAACUGUAAAAUUUUCGUUAAAUGAGUUCGUAACUCAUGCAAUAACAAUAAAGUGAAGUAAAUCGCCAAAGUAAAAGCAUAAAAGAAAAAUGUUGUGUAUAUAAAGAUACGCAAAGCAGGCGAUAAGUGAAGAAGAGUAAUCAAGAAAAAAAAGCGCUUAAAAAAGCAUAAACAAGUGAUAAGCCUGAAAGAAGUAAAGAAAAAAAAAGAAGUACAUUAUACAAACCACUGUGAUAAGUGCUGUAUAACUCAGAAUUGAACUGUGACAUUUUAAAGUAAAAAAAAAAAAACUAAAAACAAAUCAAAAACCACAAUGGAUACCAUCAACAGUGUUCGCGUACAAAACAACGGUAGUCAUCAUAAAGUGUUAAACUACUCACCACCACCAUCACCUGCGUCUUCGCUCAGUUCGGAAUCGCUGGAUGUUGUCAUAACACCACGUACACCUGCCACUAGAUCCCGCCUAAACGUUCACGAUAGCGAUGAACACUUCUGUACACCCAAGAAAUCGCUGGCGGAUUCUGGUGUGCUCGAGCGCAUACGUGAAAAACUGGGCACACCGGGCUCACUCUGCGAGAUGCAUGCGCUACGUCCGGAGCAAAGUCGCGAAGAGGAGACGGUGAAAGUGGUUAAAAAUCGGUUCCUAAUCAGCACACAAAUGUGCUAUCUAUCACCAGCGAUUGCUGCACGUACACCUGCCUCCUAUCGUCAUCUCAUCGAUCUUAAGUCGUCCAGCCUCAAGUGCACCGAUGUCUUCACGGAAACGGAAUAUGUCUGUAAGGUGAUCAACGAGCCACAUGACAAGGUGCAACGCGCCUACUUCGAUAUCAAAACAGCAGGUGAUUUGGCGCGCAGCUCGUUGUAUGGACAUGUCUUGAUAAGGGACAUACACGAAAUUGUGCCAAUGGAUGCGAAUCGUUCGUAUCUGAUAAUCGCACCACCCAAAACGCAGGAAGGUGCUGAGGGUGUCUAUGAGGAUCUGCAUACAUAUAUAAGGAAUAAGCGACGAUUGAGCGAAAAGGAAACGAAAGCGCUGUUCCAUCAAAUCGCCGAGACAGUGCGAUUAUGCCAUCAAAAGGGCAUUAUAUUACGUGAUCUGAAACUGAAACGUUUCUUCUUCAUUGACGAAGCAAGAACGAAAAUCCAGUAUGAAUCGUUGGAGGGCUCCAUGAUACUCAACGAUCCCGCCGAUGAUACAUUGAGCGACAAAAUUGGCUGUCCGCUGUACACGGCACCCGAACUGCUCUGCCCCAAUCCCACGUACCAAGGCAAGCCAGCCGAUAUGUGGUCGCUGGGUGUUAUACUAUACACAAUGCUUGUGGGCCAAUAUCCGUUCUAUGAGCGUCCCAACUGCAAUCUCAUUACGAUCAUCCGGCAUGGUCAGGUGCAAAUACCACAAUGUUUAGCACGACCGGUGCGUUGGCUGCUUUUGUUGCUGCUUUGUAAAGACUACAAAGAACGUCUGCAAGCCGAUGAGAUAUUCCUUACGCCAUGGCUGAAGGAGCAGAAGCCACAUGAUUACGUUUACCUCUCGGUCGAUACAAAUUUGGAUGAUUUCGAAAUGGAAAGCGAUGAUGAUGAUGCUGAUGACGCCGUUGCGAUGGAGCAGGAACAGCAAAUGCAUUUCACUAAAGACUGCCAAGCGGACAAUAGACGUAUUGCGACCGCGCACCACUUUGUUGCCGAAGACUGUCAAGACGCUGACGACUGUGAUAUUAGUAGUAAUACGCAAGCGCUGAAUAGCCAACAUGCCAGCGAUGUGGAUAGCGACGUCGAAAUGAGAUGAUUACACACACUGCGUGUGUAUCAGUAUGUAUGACGUCGACGAUAGCAACACAACAGCGGCAAUUCGCUGCGCGUUGGUGGUCGAGCCAAGUCAAGUCAAGUCAAGUCAAGUCAGCAUGGACAUUGUGGUGGUCGGCGGUAGCAGGAUAUCAAAGCGCAGGCGCUGUUUGAUUACGCCAUCCUCCUCCUCCUCUCCUCCGCAGCAGCAACAAUUACACACACACACACACAUGCAGGCAUAAACAUCCUUUCAAAAUGUUGUUGUUGUCGUCGUUUGUCGGUACAAUGUUUGUUUGUCGUCGUUAUUUGUUCAGUGGCAGCAAGCCAGUUGCUUGCCGGCACCUAUAGGGCAAGCAACUCAGCUGGCCGCGCAGCGUUGGUACUAUGCGCGCGCGGACACACCAUGGACGUAUGUUUGGGAAGGCACACACGCAUCGGGGCGCUGGCUGGGCCUCUUGUGGUAGCAAGCGUUUCGCUGAGGCGUUAAAGCUUUUACUUUGGCAUCCAUUACAGUUAUAUGACUGUAGCCGUGAAAUUAUUUAUUAUUGUUCCUCACAUCACCCGCCUUCCAAUUUUAUUUUAUUAAAUUAAAUACUUAGUAUUUCUUCCAAACAAAGUGAUUUAUGUAAAUAUUUAAAAGAAAAAAAGUAACUCUUGAACUGCCUUUAUAUGCGGUAUGUAGUCGCAGUGUAACUACUAAAGAACUCGAAUUCUUGUUUGUUGUUGAGUUUCUAAUUCUCCUAAACCGAAAUGUACAAUUAUGUUAGUAUAUAUAAUUUAAGUGUGAGAAAAAUUAUAAUUUUGCAAAGAAAAUGCAACACUGUGCUAUAAAUUGGUUAAUUUGUAUCCUUUACUACUAUUUGAGUUUAAAUAUGAAUAAUAGCAACUGAAUUUUGUAAUUAUGUUGUUUUAAGAUUUGUUUUGAUUUGUACAAGAUGUGUUACAAAGAAAAUAUUAAAAAAAAAAAAUUAACAAAAAAUCCAAAAAAAAAAAUAUAAAAAAUAUGAAAAUUAAAAAAAAAAAUUGAAGGACAAAGCAGCAACAAAAGCCAUAAAAUGAAAUUCAAAAAUUAAAAAAUAAACGGUUUGAAUUUGAUCUCAGGCGCAUUUUAAA